ACUUGCUUAAAUUCACAAUCAUCACUUUCAUCUUCCAUCAAGCUGCCUCGUUUUCUUUUCUCACAUCCUUAUGUAAUAAGAAAGUUGAAGUGUGUGAAUCAUGGUCAAACUUGUGCUGCCAAACUCAGGACUUGAAAACAGGAUACAAACCUAUGAGCAGCUUGAGAUCCUAGAAAAAGAAGAAGCAGGAGAAAGACCAAAAUGGGACAACAAAGCGCAGUAUAUGCUUACCUGUGUAGGUUUCUGCGUGGGACUAGGAAAUGUAUGGAGAUUUCCUUACCUUUGCCAAAGUCAUGGAGGAGGAGCAUUUAUGAUCCCCUUCCUUAUAUUGUUGGUGCUUGAAGGCAUACCAUUGCUACACCUUGAAUUUGCAAUUGGACAACGUCUGAGAAAAGGAAGUGUGGGAGUCUGGAGUACUAUUCACCCAACACUAAAAGGAGUUGGUGUGGCAUCAAUGUUGGUUUCUUUCCUUGUUGGCUUGUAUUAUAACACCAUUAUUGCAUGGGUCAUGUGGUACUUUUUCAACUCCUUCCAAGAACCUUUGCCAUGGAGUGAAUGUCCAUUAAAUUUAAACCGAACAGGUGUAGAACUGGAGUGUGCAAAAAGCUCCCCUGUGGAUUAUUUUUGGUACAGAGAAACACUUAAUACCUCAACAUCUAUUGAAGAUUCAGGCACCCUUCAGUGGUGGCUGGUGCUAAGCUUGGCUUGUGCAUGGGGUGUUCUGUAUGUGUGCACCAUCAGAGGAAUUGAAACAACGGGAAAGGCUGUCUAUGUAACAUCAACACUUCCAUAUGUGGUUCUCACCAUUUUCCUAAUUAGAGGCCUAACAUUGAAGGGAUCAGUAAGCGGAAUUGUGUACUUGUUCACUCCAGAUGUAUCUGAAUUGGCAAAUCCUGUUACUUGGCUGGAUGCUGGUGCCCAGGUUUUCUACUCAUUUUCGCUUGCUUUUGGGGGACUGAUCUCAUUUUCUAGUUAUAAUUCAAUACAUAACAAUUGUGAAAAGGAUGCAGUCAUUAUCUCUAUCAUUAAUGGUUGCACAUCCAUAUAUGCUGCCACCGUUAUCUAUUCUAUCAUUGGAUUCCGUGCUACAGCACAAUAUGAUGACUGCUUGGCAAGCAACAUCCUGGCACUUAACAAUGCUUUUGAUUGGCCAGAGGGAAAUAUAACUGAGGGUAACUAUGAAUACAUGCUGAAUUAUUUUAAUCAGUCUGACCCAACUGUGGUUACAUCUCUUCAGCUUCCCAAAUGUGAUUUAGAUACCCUUCUAUCUCAGGGUGUUGAAGGAACUGGGUUAGCUUUUAUUGUAUUCACUGAGGCCAUUACAAAAAUGCCAGUUUCCCCUCUGUGGUCAGUACUGUUCUUCAUAAUGCUCUUUUGCUUGGGGCUUUCUUCCAUGUUUGGCAAUAUGGAAGGAGUAUUAGUACCAUUGAUGGAUCUGAAAUUAAUACCAAAAUCAUGGCCAAAAGAAGCUGUCACAGGUACAAUAUGUGCUGUUUCAUUUUUGAUUGCACUUAUAUUUGUGAUGAAGUCUGGAAAUUAUUGGCUGACUCUGUUUGACAGUUUUGCUGGAUCCAUACCAUUGUUGAUAAUAGCCUUUUGUGAGAUGUUUUCAGUGGUUUACAUAUAUGGAAUAAAUAGGUUUAACAGAGACAUCAAAUUCAUGAUUGGUCAUAAACCAAACAUCUUUUGGCAAGCCACUUGGAGAGUUAUCAGUCCUCUGAUUAUGCUCGUGAUAUUCAUUUUCUAUUUUGUGGUUAAAGUUUCAGAACAACCUUUAUACAUUACUUGGGAUCCCGACUAUGCAGAAUUUCCGAAGUCAAAAGAAAUUCCUUACCCCAACUGGGUGUAUGCAAUAAUUGUAGUACUUGCUGGAGUUCCAAGUUUAAUGAUACCUGUGUUUGCACUCGUCAUAUUUGUUAGGAGAUGCAUAAAGAAGGAUGAUGACCAGCAAAACAUUAUGAAUGCUGCAUCUAUGGUGUCUAUCAAUGGUGAUGCAAAAAACAAAGUGUAAAGUUUACAUGGAGAAAAUGACUUUAUAUUGACAGUAUAUCAGUAAAAGAAAACAGAAGAAAAUGUUAUAUAACUAAGAUUCUUUCAUUUUUAAACCGAGGAAUACCACAGGAGAAGAAUACAUAAUGGAACAGAAGCAUCUGUAAAGGAAUGGAAAAGAACAGUCAGUCUUUCUCACACAAAAGAGAAACGUUCAGUUUUGCAUUCAAUAAUUACAUAAACAUCUCUGCUUGCUUUACAGAGUCUUUGGACAUAAUUUAGCAAAGCUGUCUAAAAGAAAAUUGCCCUUGUUUUCCA
Messenger RNA from Bufo bufo (common toad), 2307 nucleotides. RefSeq names its product solute carrier family 6 member 19 (gene SLC6A19). The transcript has 12 exons. Gene Ontology annotation, cellular component: plasma membrane. Bases 101 to 2011 code for a protein of 636 amino acids. Gene Ontology annotation, biological process: sodium ion transmembrane transport. The record is from RefSeq and is a predicted model, not a curated record. Lineage: Eukaryota; Metazoa; Chordata; Amphibia; Anura; Bufonidae.